UUUCAUGCUGAAAAAUGGUAUUAAGGAAUAAAUUGUCACGUGUUGCUGUUGAUAUGAAUUACUGUUGUUUAUGUGACAAUUAGAGUAAUUGCCAAACAUUUCAUCACGAAUGGUAAGAUAUGUAUGUAGAAAUCUUUAGAUAAUUAGUUCACAUCAAAUUACUUCUUGUGAAGAGGACUUCGUUGAAAUAACCCAGUGCAAUCAAGUAUUGACGGACAGAAUUGAAACCACCGUAAGAUCUAUAAACAGGAGAAAAAUCUAGGCUGGAGAUAUAAUUAAGAAAUUGAUUAAGGUUACUCUGGAAAACUCUCAUUUCCAAAGACAAGUUGAAAUUAACUAAUGAAUAGAAUAUAUAAUGGACGAAAUGUAGCUAAAUGACUGACAAUACACCAUAUCGUGCCAAAGACUCCGAAUCAUGUGUUCAUGAAACAGACACCAUUGAAGCUGCUAUAAGAUAUUUUAACAAAGAUGACAAAUAACGAAACGAACACUCCAGUGCUAUUACUGUCUCCUCUGAUUCUGACAUCACUCGGUGUAUACUUAACAAUUGCAAUAGUGAUUGGUACUCUCGCAAAUGGAUCCGCUCUUUAUGUCUUCCUCACCAACAAACAGCUUCGUUCGCCUACCAACAUGUUUAUUAUAAGUUUGUUAAUAUGCGACUUCCUCAUGUGUACAGUAGGAGCACCAUUACCUGCAGCCUCAAAUUUUGCACAUAGAUGGUUGUGGGGAUGGUCAGGAUGUGUGUUCCAUGGAUUUACUGUAUAUAUACUAGGCUUGAGUAAUUUGUAUAUAUUAACUGCCAUUUCUGUAGACAGAUACAUUAUAAUAGCAAAGCCUCUUCAAGCUUCCAAAAUAAACCACAGAGUUGUUAGUAUUUCAGUAUUUUUAUGUUACUUUUUUGGUUUUGUCUGGAGCUUUCUGCCUCUUGUUGGAUGGAGUGAAUACGUAUUCGAAGGUGCAGGAACAGCCUGUGGUAUAUCAUAUGAUUAUAACAGUGCUUCAGCUUUUAGCUACAACAUAGCUAUAUUUAUAAACUGUUACUGGAUACCAAUCUUCAUUAUGAUUUAUUGUUAUUAUUAUGUCUUCAUGACGAUUCGGUCUAUGGCAAGAAAUACUGCAUUUGACAGAAAAAGUAGAAUAGCCAAAAGGAACUUAAGAAUUGAAAAGAAAAUGGCCAAAACUAUUGCUUUAAUGAUUGGUGUCUUUAUGUUUGCAUGGACGCCGUAUGCAGUCACUGCAUUCUGGGUUGCAUUUGGUUUUGGUGAAUUGCCAGUUAUUGUUUCAACCUCGGCAGCCAUGUUUGCGAAAUCAGCAUCUGUAUGGAAUCCUCUUAUUUAUGUGUAUACAAACAAACAAUUUCGCAAAGCAUUUUACGAGAAAAUUCCCUGUUCUGGUUUUCGUUCCAAACUUAUUAAGAAGGAGGAGGAAAAAGAAGCGGAAUCAGAAGAGUCUGAUAUAGAUGAUAAAUCAAAGACAACAGGACAAAAAGUUACUCAUCUUAAGGUACAAAAUACGCGACGUGGCGUGACGCCCAUUAACGAUGAUGAUGACGCUGGUGAAAUUACAAUUUGUGAAGACAUUGUAGCUGAUGCAAUUACACUUGAAGACGAUGGCAAAAAAGAAGAAAUUGAAAUAAAAGAUUUAGGUGGAUCACGUCAAGCUAAGAGGUAGUAUUACCUUGUGUUGAAAGCAAAACAUUUUAAAAAAAACUUUUUUUAGAAAAAAAAGAUUCGGUAAAUAAAAACUUCUGACGUCUGAUUUUAACAUUGUGUGCUAAGAUAAUGAUCUGAAAGCAAAAAGAAGUCAAUAUUUUAAAGUUUUAUUAACUGAAUUUUAACCAUUUUCUAUGAACGAGUUUAAAACUGAGAAGAAGCUUCAGAUGAGGAAGACCACUUUUUUGCCCUUUUCAUACAAUUAUGGAUUAUAGCUUAGCAAAAACAAUUGUCAGUCCUUCAAAAGAUUCUGUGUCAUAUCCAACUGAUUAAGAUAAGUAUUUGAAAUACAAAUAUCAAUUUAUUUGAAUUCUGUCUUGAAAUACUGCUCUACUGGUUUGCUCAAAUAUAUGUUUUAACAGCAUGUUGAUACAAGUCAAUUGUAGGUUUCUGGUAAAAUGAUAGUAACAUGAUGUUUUGUGUAAAAUUUUGAUAUUUUCUAAAGGAAGUAGACAUCUCAUCUCACAAGUCUUACUUUAAAAAUACACGAACCUCUAAAGAAUUUUUCGGAAGUUUAAAAUACGUACAGGCAUAAUGCACCUCAUAUUCUUGUUUAAAUUUAAAUCUAUGUUUGGGGUUCAUUUGCAAACUUUUAUUUCUUAGCCCUUCAUUUGCAGCUACCAAGGAUCUCAGACAUUAAAUAUAUAUAUAUAAUAUAUAUAUGUUUGGGAUUAAUAUUAUACACAGGGUGGGAAUCAGGUUCAGGAUAAAAAGAAUCUUUAGAACCAACAUAAUAAAUAUAUUCAAAUUGAGUUAAUUUCGGUCAUACCAAAACUUGAUUAUGUUAAAAUGAUGAAUCUGAAAAACAUAAAGCUUUGAUAUCUAGCUCAAUAAAUAAAGGUUUUUUUAAAUCCAAUUGUUGCAUUUUGAAAAGACCGCAAAUGUCAAGAAGGCAUGAUGAAAACGCCUUCAGAGUAAAAGAAAAUUUACACAUCAAUAUAAGGUGAUCAAUUAUAGACUGAGAACCUGUACUUAUUAAUGUAUGCUUGUUUAUCAUAUCAAAAAUUUCAGUUGU
This is a messenger RNA of Mytilus trossulus (common blue mussel), 2727 nucleotides long. RefSeq names its product visual pigment-like receptor peropsin. The coding region runs from base 469 to 1671 and encodes 400 amino acids. Gene Ontology annotation, molecular function: G protein-coupled photoreceptor activity. The transcript is spliced from 5 exons. Lineage: Eukaryota; Metazoa; Mollusca; Bivalvia; Mytilida; Mytilidae. The record is from RefSeq and is a predicted model, not a curated record. Gene Ontology annotation, cellular component: plasma membrane. Gene Ontology annotation, biological process: phototransduction; visual perception; cellular response to light stimulus.